This is a messenger RNA of Triticum dicoccoides, 1300 nucleotides long. Its product is annotated as glutathione S-transferase F10-like. Gene Ontology annotation, molecular function: glutathione binding; glutathione transferase activity. Lineage: Eukaryota; Viridiplantae; Streptophyta; Magnoliopsida; Poales; Poaceae. The transcript is spliced from 4 exons. Gene Ontology annotation, cellular component: cytoplasm. Gene Ontology annotation, biological process: glutathione metabolic process. The coding region runs from base 422 to 1093 and encodes 223 amino acids. The record is from RefSeq and is a predicted model, not a curated record.
CACUCCUGAUAAAUCAGUUAUGUUCUACCAAAUGAAACAUACUGGGAUUGAAAGCUAAGCACAUUCAAAGAUUCUUCCAUCAGAUGAACGGCUCAAUUAUUCCUGACUCCAUAUGGGGGAUGUUGCUUUUGUUGAAAAAUAUAUUCUUGCACUCUGACAGAAGUCAUCAGAUCUUCGUUACUGCUGGGCUUGUUUGCUACAACAGACACUAUGAUUGCUGCAAGCAAGAAUCCAGAACCACACUUUCUCUUUACACUUUCCUCUUUCCAAUUGUAAAAUAUUGUGCUAGGUAGCAAGAGCAAGGCAAGUAUGGAAUUCCACCUUUUCUUUCUUUAAAUGCCUUGUAUUGAAACCUGCUGUCACCAUUGCUCAUUGCCAUUGCAUAGCCUGACAAAGAGAUCAAUCAAGCCAAAGAGAAAGGAUGGCUUCAGGCUUGCAGGUGUUUGGCCAGCCAGCAUCCACCGAUGUUGCCAGGGUUCUGACAUGCCUCUUUGAGAAGAAUUUGGAGUUUGAUCUCGUCCGCAUCGACACAUUCAAGAGGCAGCACAAGCUUCCUGAGUUCAUCAGGCUGCGGGAUCCAAGUGGACAAGUGACAUUCAAGCAUGGUGACAAGACUCUUGUCGAUCCAAGGGCUAUUUGCCGGUACCUCUGUACCCAGUUCCCAAACCAGGGAAACAGGAACCUCUAUGGGACUGGCUCUCUGGAACGGGCAUCAAUAGAACAGUGGCUGCAGGCAGAGGCUCAGAGCUUCAACCCUCCCAGCUCGGCCCUCGUGUUUCAGCUGGCAUUUGCUCCUCUUCUGGGAAUCCCUCAGGACCACAUGGCCAUUGCAGAGAAUGAGAGGAAGCUUCAGCAAGUCCUCAAUGUUUACGAUGAAAUACUCUCGAAGAAUGAGUACCUAGCUGGCGAUGAGUUCACCCUGGCUGACCUCUCCCACCUCCCGGACUCGCAGUACAUUGUGAGCUCGGAGAGGGGGAGGAAGCUCUUCACCUCCAGGAGGAAUGUGGCGAGGUGGUUCGACCAAAUCUCGAGGCGCAAGGCGUGGGAGCAGGUUGUCAAGAUGCAGAUGGAGCAUCCUGGCGCGUUCGAGUAGCGGCUUAGCGCCUUGGUGGUCGCGAGCAAGUGUCUAGCUCAUGUUGAAGAGCUGUCUACGUCUAUCGAUCUUACUUUCAUGUGUUCUUUCGUCAUCGUUGCUACUUGUGUUGUCGUCGUUUACCAAAUCCUCUUCAUUGUUUGUCCUGUGAACCAGAAUAAUAUGAGGCCUGUUCGUGAUGUCUGAUGUACAUUGCGCCGUUUAAAA